UCUCCCUCUCCCUCCGACGGACCGCCGCCGCCCCAAACCCUCAACGGCGACGACCCCAACCUCCUCUCCUCUCCUCGAGGCCCCGGAUCAAGCUAGCGAUGCGGCGGCCGAAGCGGAUUGGCAGCCAUGCCCACGCCGAUCUGGAAGGCACGGCGUCAAUCCGGAGUGAGGGAUUUGGCGGCCCUCCUCUCUCCCCACGACGGACCGGACCUCACCGGCGGGGUCCUGGCCAGCAGCCGGUCGGUGCUGUGCACAACCUCUUGUCUUGUCUUGUCUUCUCCGGCGUGGGCGUGGUCACCUCACUGCCUGCUCGACAUGAGGAGAGAGGCCCGGCUGCUCCUUGCUCCUCCGACGCCCUCCAUGUACAGAGCUGGCUCGCCGCCGUUCGUUUGGUCACGACCUUUCAAUCCCGAGGGAUUUGGCAGCCAUGGUGAUGGUGGGUCGCCUCGCCGGACCGGACCUGACCUGACCUCACCGGCGGGGCGACCGUGUGUGGUGCUCCUCGCCGUCGACCUCAAGGCAGGUGCUGCUCGUCUCCAAGCAGGCCACUCGGCGUCUCCAAGGAGGAGCUCGCGCAGGUCGCCAUGGCCGACAGCAGGGAGGCCGAGCGCCGUGCCACGGUCCUCGCGCAGCAGUGGUUCCGUCCCAAGAUAUGGUAUAGCAAUGUUCCUCAUACAAAGCUGGUGGAGUACAAGGGGCACCAGAACUGGGGUUAAUGUCUCCAGGUGAAUCGGAUGUUCCUCAUACAAAGCUGGUGGAGUACAAGGGGCACCAGAACUGGGUUAAUGUCUCCAGGUGAAUCGGAUGUUCCUCAUACAAAGCUGGUGGAGUACAAGGGGCACCAGAUAUGGAUAACAUUCACCCCGACUGUGCAGCAUUGCAGUAUGGCUACGGUGACUGGCCUGUGCCUCAGGCUUAAGUUGAUGCAAAACCCGCGCGACUACACCACUGGUCGUUGACCUGCCCCGCAGCAGGCAGACCCUCGACAUCAUUGUCGUCACGCCAGGCUGAAUACAUGCAUGUGGACACAGCCACGGCCACAGCUCCCCGGCAACCAAGACGGUGACAGCAUCGACGGGAUCCUCGGACGACCUGCGUCCUUCUGCCUGUGUCCUUCCCCAACCAUGCCCAUGACCUGCAUCCAGCUGCUCCUGCCCCGGCCCUCCUCAACUUCGCUCCUGGUGAGCUGCUGUAGGUGAGACAAUUGACUCGAUCUGUUGCUACUGGUAGAACUGCUGCUGUAGUUUGGGUGUAGCCACAACUGCUGUAGGUUGGGUGUAUAGGAGGCUGACUGUAUAGUUUGGUUCAAGCUGCUGUUUUGCUGUGCUCGAUGAUACUAUUGCUGCCUGUAUACUGAUACAUGUGGUGAUAUUUACCUGAACUGAAGUUGUGAAUGUACCAUUAUUUUCCUGCUACUACUUAUCCCUGGCUCACCUGCUCUAGUUGGUUUCAAUUGAUAUUUUUCUCAUCCAGCACUCUGACUAUAAAUGUGUUGUUUUAAUCUUGAUGAUGAUGUUGUAGUAUAAGGUGGCAUAUUCCUCUUUUAAUCCAAAAUGAAUAAUUUUGUUUCAUCAUGUACUGGUUUACCCAAGUCAGAUUGUUUUUGGUUUGUACUUUGGACCCUAUGUGUUUCUCACAUGAACUAGUGUUGUUAUAACAUGAACUGUAGUAGGUUGAUGCUAUCUAACUGUGAUCAUUGCAUGGAGGAACCACUAUUUGGCCCUUCCUCAUUUAAUCAUUUUUAUGGCACAUAUGCAUGCUACGUGUUGGCUGACUUGGCGUGUUGGCUGACUUGGCAUGACGUGCACGAAAACUUGAGGGCAUCCAUACUAAAUAACACUUCUUAAUUUUCAUGCAGACUUGCUCUAGCUCUUCUUAACUUUCAUGCAUGUUUCUUUCCAGACAUGAUCUUACUACUAAAUAGCACCCCAUCACCUGUUAUUGUUGUUGUUGUUGUUGUUGUUGUAUAUUCACCCUAUCCUUGUUGUUCUGUUUUCUUAU
Triticum dicoccoides is the source of this 2001-nucleotide messenger RNA. RefSeq lists its product as uncharacterized. The record is from RefSeq and is a predicted model, not a curated record. The transcript is spliced from 5 exons. NCBI's taxonomy places the organism in Eukaryota, Viridiplantae, Streptophyta, Magnoliopsida, Poales, Poaceae. Bases 127 to 729 code for a protein of 200 amino acids.